UGGAUAUUGAAAAGUCUGAUAAGCCCCCGCUAUGCCGACAGCUACUCCGCAAACUUUCAAAAAAAAAUGGAAAACGCACCGCGUUCUAAAGUCUUCAUAGCGAAUGUCAACAGAUAUGAUCAGCUUCACAUAGCCCAUUUCCUGUCUCAAUCGCCAGUAGGAACAUCUUCCAAAGCUGAAGAGGAAGAAGCUAUGGAAGAAGAAGACAGGGACAACCUAAAGAAAAUUCCAAAUCUUCCAACGUAUUCAAUUUAUGGAACUAUAGAUGAGGGGACAACAGAAGUACCAGGAUUCGUAAAAGUCAUAACAAUGGAUGAAAAACGACAAAAUUAUGUGAAAAAGUUAUGGAAUGCGAUUAUAUUAUUUACAACAUCAAAGAUGAUCAUGCGGUCAUUGAUGAUGCUUUAUGGAUGUUGGACAGACUUCAUGAUAAUCUUGAAAACUUUACAGCACAGAAAAUAUUUAUUCUCAUAUCUUCAGUGCUUACAUGGGCAAAAAGUUCAUUUCCAGAUCCAAACGAUCCUGAAAUGCCAUUUACUGACGAUGAUUACUUAAGAAGAAAGGCUCAUUCUAAUUACAAAGAACAUAUAUUAGCUGAGAAAUCUGUUGUGCAGCAAGGAAAAACAAACAAACUGAAGCUGCUUACAUAUGUGAUCGCAAGUGGUGUCACAUAUGGAGAGAUGGAAAAUGUCCUUCAUUAUUUCUUCAAGGCGGCAUGGAAUAAUGAACCAUUUCUACAAUUCCCAGGUGAUGGACAUAACAUUGUACCUACAAUACACUUACGUGAUUUAACCAGUAUUUUACAGUCAGUCAUGGAGAUGAGACCUGUGAAACAUUAUAUUCUGGCGAAAGAUGAUUCUCAAAAGACAUUACGUGAAAUAGCUAAGGCUAUUUCUGCAAGUAUGACAACAGGUAAAGUAAAAUCGAUAUCUAAAGAAGAGGCCCUUUUUUGUAGAGAUUUAGCGCAAAACCAUAUUGAUCAACUUCUCGUGUCACUUCGCAUGGAUGCUGUUUACGUUAAAGAAAAUCUUCAAAUAAAAUGGUGUUAUGAAACAGGAUUAGUUGAGAAUAUUAAUCUAAUCACGAAAGAAUACAAAUUAUCUCGUCAGUUAGUGGUAAGUUGA
Heterobilharzia americana is the source of this 1124-nucleotide messenger RNA. NCBI's taxonomy places the organism in Eukaryota, Metazoa, Platyhelminthes, Trematoda, Strigeidida, Schistosomatidae. The record is from the annotation of a GenBank genome assembly.